UCGUUUCUCCGGGAACGGCUCCUUAGUGUGGUCGGACACGAAGGUGUGUGGGGUCAUGAUCUAUGCCAAGCUCGGGCGCUAGGGCUGGGGUGUACGGGUGUUGAUGUUUAUGCAAAAACUACAGCGGAAAUAAGCCAUGAGGCGUGCUCUGUGUCACAGGAUCACGUGCUAUGGUAGGACCGGGCCCCGGAUUUUGUCUACGCCAUUGAUUCCAGCGAUUUGGCCGGGGUCAGUAGCUAACGUUCCAUCCCAGAAAACCCCAUCUUAUCAUAGGAAGUCUACCAGUUUUGCCACCAAGGUCACACCAUCCACCACGGCCAUGGAGUCCGGCGCAGACGAGGUGGCGUUCGAGUCCCCGGCACAUUUCCGCAUCUACAAGAGCGGGAGGAUCGAGCGCCUGAACCGGCCCCCGGUCCUUCCCGCCGGCCUCGACGAGGCCACCGGUGUCACCUCAAAGGACGUCGUCCUGGACGCCGGCACCGGCCUUUCCGUACGCAUCUACCUCCCCAAGCUCCAGGAACCAUCCAAGAAGCUCCCGGUCCUCGUCUACUUCCACGGCGGCGCGUUCCUCCUCGAGUCGGCCGGCUCUGCCACGUACCACACCUACGUCAACCCACUCGCAGCCGCCGCGGGCGUCCUGGUGGUGUCCGUGGACUACCGCCUGGCACCGGAGCACCCGGUCCCGGCGGCCUACGAGGACUCGUGGGCCGCGCUCCAGUGGGUGACGUCGGCGCAGGACGAGUGGAUCGUCGAGCACGGCGACACGGCGCGGCUCUUCCUCGCCGGCGACAGCGCCGGCGCAAACAUCGUGCACGACAUGCUGAUGCGGGCGUCCGGCGCCGGCGGGCCGCGCGUCGAGGGCGCCAUCCUGCUCCACCCGUGGUUCGGCGGGAACGCGCCCAUCGAGGGCGAGCCGGAGGGUGCCGCAGCGGCCACCGCUGGGCUCUGGACCUACGCGUGCCCGGGCGCGGUCGGCGGCGCCGACGACCCGAGGAUGAACCCUCUCGCGCCGGGCGCGCCGCCGCUGGAGAGGCUCGGGUGCGCGAGGAUGCUGGUGUGCGCCGGGAAGAAGGACGCGCUCUACGUGAGGGACCGCGCGUACUAUGAAGCCGUGGCGGCCAGCGCGUGGCCCGGGGACGUGGCGUGGCUCGAGUCCGAAGGAGAGGAGCACGUCUUCUUCCUCCCGAAGCCCGAGUGCGAGAACGCCAAGCUGCUCAUGGACCGCGUCGUGGCCUUCAUUGCCGGGGCCUGACUUGCUCUCUUGUGGCCUUGUUGGCGCGGCACCGCGCGACGCAGCAUCAGGUCGCCAUUGAAGAUUGAAGUUGUGGACUUGUGGGCAAGUUUCUCUCGCUGAAUAUUGGUCUUGUCUAAAUUUUUUUCUGGUACAAGUGUGGUACUGAAGUCUUGAAACUGAUUUUUUAAUAAGCAAACUAUAAGUCCACAUUAUUCA
Zea mays is the source of this 1450-nucleotide messenger RNA. RefSeq names its product gibberellin receptor GID1L2. Bases 137 to 1252 code for a protein of 371 amino acids. Gene Ontology annotation, molecular function: hydrolase activity. The transcript has a single exon. Lineage: Eukaryota; Viridiplantae; Streptophyta; Magnoliopsida; Poales; Poaceae. The record is from RefSeq and is marked validated.